This is a messenger RNA of Daucus carota subsp. sativus, 1556 nucleotides long. RefSeq names its product NAC transcription factor 56. The transcript is spliced from 3 exons. Lineage: Eukaryota; Viridiplantae; Streptophyta; Magnoliopsida; Apiales; Apiaceae. Gene Ontology annotation, molecular function: DNA binding. The record is from RefSeq and is a predicted model, not a curated record. Gene Ontology annotation, biological process: regulation of DNA-templated transcription; system development. The coding region runs from base 169 to 1182 and encodes 337 amino acids.
AAGGCAAAAACAUAUAGAUGAAGAGCAGAAAUAUUCUAAAUAUCUGUCAAUUGCAGAGGAAAAUCACAUAAAUGCAUAAAAUAGAGUCAAUUAUUAUAAAUGCAUGAAAUAGAGUCCAGUCUUAGUAAAUUAUCAAGAGAAUUUAGAGCAUUUAUAUAGAGUCCAUCAAUGGAAAGUACAGAUUCAUCGGGAGGGUCUCAGCAGCAGCCGCAGCUGCCACCAGGCUUUCGCUUUCACCCCACCGAUGAAGAGCUCGUCCUUCACUACCUUAAGAAAAAGGCCGCCUCUGCUCCUCUCCCUGUGGCCAUCAUCGCUGAAGUCGAUCUCUAUAAAUUCGAUCCAUGGGAAUUGCCAGCUAAGGCUUCAUUUGGAGAACAGGAAUGGUACUUUUUCAGUCCAAGAGAUCGGAAGUACCCGAACGGAGCCAGGCCGAAUCGGGCAGCAACUUCAGGGUAUUGGAAGGCCACAGGAACGGAUAAGCCCGUGCUCAGCUCUGGAGGAACUCAGAAGGUUGGUGUGAAGAAGGCACUUGUUUUUUACGGAGGGAGGCCGCCUAAAGGGAUCAAAAGUAAUUGGAUCAUGCACGAAUAUCGUCUUGCUGAUAAUAAUAAGUCUACCAACAUGAAGCCUCCUGGCUGUGACAUCGCCAAUAAUAAAAAAGGAUCCCUGAGGCUUGAUGAUUGGGUGUUAUGUCGAAUCUACAAGAAGAAUAAUAGCCAAAGGCCGUUAAUGGAACACGAAAGUUGUGACUCUAUGGGAGAUAUGAUAUUAGGAUCAAUAAAAUCAGAGCCCUGCGUUCAAAUUGGGCAGCAACAUCCUAAGCUUCCGGGAAGUUAUGGUGCAAUGCUUGAAAAUGAACAAAGCAUGUUGCAAUCUGCGCCUAAUUUAGCCAGUCUAAUGUCUAUGAAACGAGGUCUAUUUUGGGAGGAAGACGGAGGCCCAUCUUUGGCAAACAAGAGGUUCCUCACGGCAGAUCAUCAGAAUGAUGAAGAAGGAAAGACCGUGCAGGAUGAUAAUGGCUCGAUCUCCAUGGCCAGCUUUUUGGGUCAGUUUCCACAAAGUACACAAGCGGAUGAGGCGAUGCACCAGCAGGGACCAAUGCUUGGAAAUCUGGGUGAUGGGGCUUACAGAGAACAGCAUAAUUUCAAUCAGUUACAAUCCAACAUGAACUGGUACACCUGAAUCUCGCAAUAUAUAUCUAGAAUGAAUUGGGAUUAUGAUAUAUAUAUUGAUCAUCUUUGUUAUAUUAUGUAGUAUAUAUAGAUUAAUCAUAUAUAUACAUAUAUGAACUUCGUUUGAAGAUGCUAUAUAUUCGCAUAUAGUUCUGGCAAGAUUAAAGGUUGGAAUUAGCUAGGUCGAUCGAGUAAUGGUGCUGCGUAUAGUAGUCUACUUGGUUGAGGAUUUUGUAACCUCAACAUAUACAUAUUUGUGUAGGCGAGUAGAAGAAAUUUGAUAUAUGUACUGUGUGAUGUUUGUGAAGCUACUUGGUGAUGUAUAAAAAUAAAUACAGUGUACUUACUGUAAUAUUAAGACGUUAAUUUUGAGUUGUUAUGAUA